Messenger RNA from Penicillium digitatum Pd1, 1260 nucleotides. The record is from RefSeq and is a predicted model, not a curated record. NCBI's taxonomy places the organism in Eukaryota, Fungi, Ascomycota, Eurotiomycetes, Eurotiales, Aspergillaceae.
AUGGAUGGUGCAGUGGGGAUUUCACAGUGCCCCGUACCUUCUGGGGGAGAGUUUGUUUACAACUUGACAAUUCCUUCCGAUCAGAGUGGUACUUUUUGGUACCAUGCCCAUUCGGGGGUUUCGCAGGCGGAUGGCCUCUAUGGUGGGCUAGUCGUCCACAAGCCAGCAUCCAGAUCGACCGUUCGGGGCUUAUUACCCCAGAGGUAUGAUGACCCUUACCGUUACACUUAUGACCGGGAACUUUUGCUACUCAUUGGAGACUGGUACCAUCGCCCUGCAGGUGAUGUUCUUGAAUGGUAUAUGGACCCAGGGAAUUUUGGGAACGAAGUUGACAGCGUCGAUGCAGCACGCUCCAACAAGACAAAUAUAAAUUCCAUCGGUAUCCUCUUCCCUGGACAACGCAUGGACUUUGUUCUUCGGCCACUUUUACCGAUCUCCGAAAAUCAGUCACACAUGAGGGUUCAGUUAGAUCAAGAUUCCUUCAAUUACGCUAACCCGGCAUUGACCCCAGAUCAAACCUUCCCCAUCAACUAUCGUUCCAAUGCCGUUGAGGGACGUCCGCUCAAGGCCCACCAUCUCAACAUCGGAGAAGCACCAUCUGCAUCUUCUAUUCUCCGUGCCAUUCCCCCCACUGCGCAACAAACCCACGUGGUGUAUACGAAGAUUCAAAAGAUGGCCCGGUUUUCCAACAAGCCAUUCGGUUACUUCAACCAAACUACCUGGAAGCCCCAGCAAGAUCCACCUAUUCCAUUAGCAUCACUACCACGAACCAAAUGGGACGCAAACCAAUUUGCAAUACCUACAGGGCCGGAGCCUGCAUGGAUAGAUCUAGUAAUCAACAAUCUAGACGAAGGAUCCCACCCUUUCCAUAUGCACGGACACCACUUCUACGUACUCGCAGUGCACCAAGCCGAAUUUGGUUGGGGCUCUUACAAUCCUUUCAUUGACAAAAUCCCACCCCACCUAAAAUCUGACGCAGAUGCGUGGAGAAAUGGCACAGAUGACGCCCAGACCCUCAAUCGUGGUUAUAGUUCCGGUUUUUACGACAUCUCCCGGGCUGCUUUCCGUGACACAGUCCAGAUCCCAAGUCGCGGCUAUGCCGUUCUCCGUUUCCGGGCGGAUAACCCCGGGGUUUGGCUUUUUCAUUGCCAUAUGCUCUGGCAUUCGGCGACGGGCAUGGUCAUGUUGAUCGAUGUGCAGGGGGACCCGGCGGGAUUAGUUGCGCAUGCUGGCAAUGGAGAAUUAUGCCCUGCUUCUUGA